Molecule: messenger RNA, 498 nt
Organism: Caenorhabditis briggsae
Lineage: Eukaryota; Metazoa; Nematoda; Chromadorea; Rhabditida; Rhabditidae
Exons: 3
Coding region: 1-498 (165 amino acids)
Source: RefSeq, a predicted model, not a curated record
AUGUUUGUGAAAGCCUCUAUCGCCGUUGUGCUCCUUCUCGCCGCCACCGCUCACGCCGGAUUCUUGGAUGAUGUUCAAGGAGUCUCUUCGGAUGUCGGAAACUUCUUCUCCACUCAAUUCCAGAAUGCCAAGGAUUUGUUCUCGAACAAUCAGGAUGAAUUGACCAAGAACGUUGAGAGAGUCAAGGAAUUGUUGACUGGAUUGAAGGAGAAGGUCAAGGGAUUGGAGCCACUGGCCAAUGAUGCACAGAAGGAGACAUUGAAGAAGGUGGAUGAGUUCUUGGCAAAGGUUACCGAGUUCCAGACAGAGGUCAAGGCCGAAGGAGCCGAGAAAUUCGAGGAGAACAAGAGCAAAUGGAACCAAAUGGUCACUGAUAUCUUCGAUAAGGGAGGCCUCAACAGCGUUAUGAAACUUGUCGGACUCCAAAACUCUGCUCCAGUUUCUUCGUUCGUCUCCGCCGCUCUUGCUCCAGUCUUCUACAUGAUCUUCGUUCACUAA